AGUGAGAUUUGGCAAAAAUGAUAUUUUAUAAUUCAGCAUCGACGUACAGUAAACUGAGGAAGAGCGAUUGUCACCUGCCAGCUGAGAGCACAGUACGGAGGUUAAUCUCCGUCUACAAUUUAGAAACAGGAUUCUCCGAUGACGUGUUUCAUGAGAUAAAGCGUCAUUUAUCAGAAUUAUCAGUGCAGGAGAGAUUAUGCGCUCUGAAGUGGGAUGAGAUGUCCAUAAAAGCAUGGGAAGAAUAUUCAGCGUACUUGGAUCGCAUCGAACGGCACAUUGACCUAGGUCAUUUAGGUCGAUGCGAUGAAAAGGCAAGAUAUGUUUUCGCGUUCUGCGUCGACAGCAUUAAUGCUGAAAAUAGAUGGAAACAAAUUGUAGCGUACUUCCUACCAGGAACAGGAGGAAUGAAAUGUGAGGAAAUAAUAAAUCUCCUGAAAGUAUGUUCACACCUGAAAGAAUGCGGAGUAAUGACCAUAGAAUGGGAAAGAGAAAAACAUAGCAUGCCGAUGAACGGCGAGCACGGCGGGCAGCAGCAGACAGAAUUACAGGGAGUACCGGGUCUAUCGAGAGAGGCAAUGGCUGCGGCCAAAGAAGAAACAGAAGAGCAGCAACAGCGGACACAGCAGCAGACAAGGAUGGACGAAAGUGCGAAAAUGAGUAAAAUUAAUCUGCGGGUUAUAAAUAAAUAUUAAAUAAAGGGUUUAGUCGGUAA
This is a messenger RNA of Ceratina calcarata, 712 nucleotides long. RefSeq lists its product as uncharacterized. The transcript is spliced from 3 exons. The record is from RefSeq and is a predicted model, not a curated record. Lineage: Eukaryota; Metazoa; Arthropoda; Insecta; Hymenoptera; Apidae. Bases 18 to 692 code for a protein of 224 amino acids.